Messenger RNA from Piliocolobus tephrosceles (Ugandan red Colobus), 1861 nucleotides. RefSeq names its product MEF2 activating motif and SAP domain containing transcriptional regulator (gene MAMSTR). Gene Ontology annotation, cellular component: nucleus. Gene Ontology annotation, biological process: regulation of transcription by RNA polymerase II. The coding region runs from base 63 to 1310 and encodes 415 amino acids. The transcript has 10 exons. Lineage: Eukaryota; Metazoa; Chordata; Mammalia; Primates; Cercopithecidae. The record is from RefSeq and is a predicted model, not a curated record. Gene Ontology annotation, molecular function: transcription coregulator activity.
ACUCAACCCGCCCCAGAGCACAGCUUCGCCGAGCCCACCUGGUCCCCAUCCCGGCCUUGGCAAUGACCCUGGCGGCUUCCUCCCAGCGUUCCCAAAUCAUUCGCUCCAAGUUCCGAUCUGUCCUCCAGCUUCGGAUCCACAGACGGAAUCAGGAGCAGAUCUCGGAUCCAGACCCGUGGAUCUCAGCCUCAGGCCCUCCUCUGGCCCCGGCCUUGCCCUCGGGCACGGCCCCUUUCCUCUUCAGCCCUGGGGUCCUGCUCCCCGAGCCAGAAUAUUGUCCUCCUUGGAGGUCCCCAAAGAAGGAGUCUCCCAAGAUCUCCCAGCGCUGGAGGGAGCCCAAGCCCAGGGGGAACUUGACAUACCACCAGUACAUGCCCCCAGAGCCGAGACAGGGAUCCAGGGCAGACCCCCAAACCGAGGGGUCCGCCCUGGGUCCUCCCGGGCCACCUCUGUGGGAAGGGACAGACUCGCAGCAGCCACAUCCUAGGAUGAAGCCCUCUGCCGUCACUCCCUGCCCACCAGGAGUCCCUAGCCCCUCGCCCCCUCCACACAAGUUGGAACUUCAGACCCUUAAACUGGAGGAGCUGACGGUCUCAGAGCUCCGGCAGCAGCUGCGCCUGCGGGGCCUCCCAGUGUCGGGGACCAAAUCCAUGCUCCUGGAGCGCAUGCGCGGCGGCGCCCCGCCCCGCGAGCGGCCGAAGCCGCGGCGCGAGGACAGUCCCGCGGGUGCUCCCUGGCCGCGCCUCAGGCCCAAGGCCCUGGCAGCCGCCCGGCGUCAGGGCUCGGUCAAGCCCAGCGCAGCAUCUCACAGGCCACCUCUUCCACGUGCCGCGGCUACCCCGGGGACGGCUCCGGCUCCGGCUCCCACUUCGGCUCCUGCUGCAGCUCCAGCCCUGAACCCUUCCUCAGCGCCGGGCUCAGCGGCUCUGACUCUGGAGGAGGAGCUGCAGGAAGCGAUCCGAAGGGCGCAGUUGCUUCCGAACCGGGGCAUCGAUGACAUCCUGGAGGAUCAGGUGGAGGCUGAUGACCCCCUGCCCCCCAUUCCCCUGGACUUCCCUGGCUCCUUCGACGUGCUGUCCCCUUCCCCGGACUCUGAAGGCCUCUCAUCUGUUUUCUCCUCUUCACUCCCAUCUCCCACGAACUCCUCCUCCCCUUCUCCCAGGGACCCCACGGACUCCCUGGACUGGCUGGAGGCCCUGAGCGGGGGUCCUCCUCUGGGUUCUGGUCCCCCACCCCCCAGCAUCUUCUCUGCUGACUUAUCUGACUCCAGCAGCAGCCGGCUGUGGGACCUGCUGGAGGAUCCGUGGUGAUGGAUUCUGGGAUUUACAGAGACAGAGAACUGGUGGGGGUGGAGAGAAGCUCUUUGGGGGAGGAGAGGGAACUACCAGCAGAGCCCCUCCUACCGCAGACACAGGAUGGGAGACAACCUCCAACCCCACCUGCCUCCUGAAGUGCUGCUGACAUGCAAUGCAACUGCCUGAACUUUGCCUACCUGACUUCCUUAUGAUCCCCCUCCGGGGUGGUAUGGCUGGGGGGCUUCUUUUGCUGCUGGCCACAGCAAACAAGCUGCUUGCUGCUUCCUUCAGAGACCUCAUGGAUGUUUUUACAUGCUCCCGACCCCAGUAGAUGGCUGCCUGUUGUUUGGGAAGCCUGGAAGGUGGUUAUGCCUUUUGAAUGCAGGAGAGGAGCAAGAAAGAGUGGAGAGGGAGAAUAGGGGAGCCAGACCCUGACCUCCCAGGGUUGUGGUUAGAGAUGAAAAAAUUAGAAGCAUCAGGUCUAAGAUCAGCUUCUCUUGGAAGCAGAGUCUGAGACAAGAUAUAAAUGCCAGUGAUUUAUUAAAGAAGCGUUCUGUCGGGCACGG